AUGGCCGAAGACUCGACGCAAUUUCCUGUCCUCCAAAAGGUCGAGACGGCCCCCGACGAGCUGGUCUCGCCGCAUACACAGCCCCUGAGACUCAAGACCACCAUCAGUCCCACCCCAGGCCUGGCACAUCGCACGAACACGGCCUCGUCUGACCCCGAAACUCCCUUCUCCCCCGUCCGCCGACGCGCCGAUUCUCGCGCCAACACAUUCCGAGCGGUCGACGAUUACGACGAUAUUGCCUUCGACUUCGAGUCGCACCGCCCAGGCUGGCAGCCCGGCUCUGAGCCCGGCUACGACCCUUCGAAGCCGGACGGAGGACACGCCUCGGUCCCCGCCCUGCACGCCGAGUGCGAGAUCACCGUGGCCGACUUUGACGAGGGCCGUGUCGAGAGCCGAUCCUUUGGCAACGAGGACUUUAUCGAGUACCUGCAGAGGCCGCAGCCCACCUGGAGCAAGUGUCGCUGGAUCAACAUCAAUGGCCUCAGUUGGGACGUCAUCCAGGCGUGCGGUCAGCACAAGGGCCUGCACAAGCUGGCUAUUGAGGAUAUCAUGAACACGCGCAACCGUACCAAGACGGACUGGUACCCGAACCACGCCUUUAUCCUGCUGACGCUGCAGAAGCUCGUCCGGCUCGUAGAUCCUGACAGCGACAGCGACAGCGAUUCCGACUCGGACAGGAGCAGCGUUCUUACGAAAAAGUCGGCAAGGGGCUUCAUGCGGGCGAAGAGGUGGCUUAGCGGCAGCGGCCCGGAUGCCGGUGCCAUGAAGGACUCUGCAGCCAAGACGGACCCGGAGAGGGCUGCCGUGCCAUCGAAGACUGCGCACAUGUCUCGCCGCGACCGUGUCAAGGCCAAGCUCGGGUUCAGCGUCGAAGACCCCGACCUGACACCAGACGAUAGCAUUCUCGUCCGUACGCUGCAGCGUUACCAUGCCUCGCCGAACGAGGCUCGUACCGAUUACAUGGAGAAGCACUCGUCGCUCAACUCGCGCGACCUUGCCGUUAGUGCCGAGCAGGUCUCGAUUUUCCUCACCUCAGACAACACCGUCAUCUCGUUCUUCGAGGUGUCGGCUCGCGACAUCGAACGGCCGAUUGCGCUGCGUCUGUCGACUCCCGGCACUAUCCUGCGGCAGUCGUGUGACGCGUCGCUCCUCGUCCAGGCCAUCAUUGAUGCCAUUAUCGAUCUGGCUCUUCCUCUGACGGCUGUCUACCAAGAUGUCAUUGGGGAUCUCGAGCUCGACGUUCUGACAUCGCCUAACAUCAAGCAGAGCAGACAGCUGUACAUCUGCAUUUCCGAGAUCAACAAGAUGCUCACGUUUCUGAACCCGAUCGACAAUGUGGUCAACGUCUUGCGCGAUCACGCGACCGACCUGCGUCCCGACAUGGCAGCGCGCGAGCUCCAUAACCCGGCCUCGGGCGUCAUCGUCACGCCUCUCACGCACACGUACCUCGGCGACGUCCUCGAUCACUGCGUCAUCAUCACGGAAGCCAUGGAACAGAUCAAGCGCAGCGCCGACAACCUCAUUGACCUCAUCUUCAACACCAUCUCGGCGAACCAGAACGAGAGCAUGAAGCAGCUGACUGUCAUUACCAUCAUCUUCCUGCCGUUGACCUUCAUCACGGGCUAUUUCGGCCAGAACUUUGAGCCGUUCCCGCAGCUCGCCUAUGGCAUUCCUUACUUUUGGAAGAUUGCGGCGCCCGUCGUCUGCAUCACCGUGACGGUCAUGAUGCAGGGCUGGAUCCGGCAGUGGAUCACCAAGAUCUUGGCGAGGAGACAGAUCGUCGCGGCUAGGAAGCGGGGCCAGAGGAAGAGGAGAAAGCAGGCAUAG
Verticillium dahliae VdLs.17 is the source of this 1827-nucleotide messenger RNA. RefSeq lists its product as uncharacterized. NCBI's taxonomy places the organism in Eukaryota, Fungi, Ascomycota, Sordariomycetes, Glomerellales, Plectosphaerellaceae. Gene Ontology annotation, cellular component: membrane. The record is from RefSeq and is a predicted model, not a curated record. The coding region runs from base 1 to 1827 and encodes 608 amino acids. The transcript has a single exon. Gene Ontology annotation, molecular function: magnesium ion transmembrane transporter activity; cobalt ion transmembrane transporter activity; magnesium ion binding. Gene Ontology annotation, biological process: transmembrane transport; metal ion transport.